GUGCGCCUUCCUGUGCUCAGUACAUGCGCAGUGCCCGGCCUCUGGCAAGUUGUGUUUGAGUAAAGCUGGAGCAGAGUGUGGUCAGAGUGGAACGAGCUCACUGACCGCCUGAGUCACACUUGUGGAUUUUCACUUCAGCUAGCGGGCUUGGACCAGGAGGGACAGAUAUCCGUCACUGCUAGGAUUCGGAGGCCGCGAAUUAAUUGAUUUCGACGUACUUUUCCUCUUCUCUGGCUGUGCCGAGACCGAAGGGGGAUCUUGAAGGAGUUUGGGUGACUUUUCAGGUUAGCAGAUGGCAGAUUGUGUGAGUAAGGUGGAACUAAGCAUAUCCUGUGAAAAUCUACUGGAUAAAGAUGUUUUCUCUAAAUCUGAUCCACUGUGUGCACUUAUGAUAAAUACUGGCGGAAACCAAUGGGUUGAGAUUGGCCGCACAGAAAUGGUUAAGAACUGCCUUAGCCCAAAAUUUUCAAAGAAAUUUCUGAUAGAUUACUAUUUCGAACAAGUACAGAAAUUGAAAUUUGGAGUUUAUGAUAUUGAUAAUGAAACUUUUGAUCUGGGCGAUGAUGAUUUCCUUGGAGAAUUUGAAUGUACUCUAGGCCAGAUUGUCUCCAGCAAGAAAUUGACCAGGCCGCUUGUGUUGCACAAUGGGAAACCAGCCGGAAAAGGGACAAUCACGAUAUUUGCAGAAGAAGUAAAAGAUAAUCGAGUGGUUAACUUUGAAGUUCAAGCACGCAAGUUGGAUAAAAAGGACUUUUGGGGAAAAUCAGACCCUUAUUUGGAAUUCUGCAAACAAACUGAAGAUGGAAAAUGGCAAAUGGUGCAUCGGACAGAGGUUAUAAAAAAGAAUUUGAACCCCACUUGGAGGCCAUAUAAAAUACCUUUGCAGUCACUUUGCAACAGUGACUUACAGAAACCAAUCAAGGUAACCUGCUAUGAUUAUGACAAUGAUGGAUCACAUGAUCUAAUUGGAACAUUUGAAACCAAUAUGGAGGUGUUGCAAACAGCAUCGCAAAGUUCACCAGCAGAGUUUGAGUGUAUUAAUCCAAAGAAGAAGCAGAAAAAGAGAAGAUACAAAAACUCAGGGAUAGUGAGUUUCAAGUUAUGCCAGAUUGUGAAAGAAUACUCUUUCUUGGAUUACAUUAUGGGUGGCUGUCAGAUGAACUUCAUUGUUGGCAUUGAUUUCACAGGCUCAAAUGGAGACCCUCGAAAACCUGACUCUCUACAUUAUAUUAGUCCUAAUGGAUUUAAUGAAUACCUGAUGGCAAUCUGGUCUGUUGGAAUGAUCAUUCAAGACUACGAUACAGACAAAUUGUUUCCAGCAUUUGGAUUUGGUGCACAGAUACCCCCAAACUGGCAGGUAUCACAUGAAUUUCCACUUAAUUUCAACCCUACCAAUCCAUUCUGUGCAGGAGUGCAGGGAAUAGUGGAUGCCUACCGAAACUGUCUGCCUCAAGUCAAGCUCCAUGGACCUACAAAUUUCUCACCAAUAAUAAAUCAUGUGGCAAGGUUUGCUGCCGCAGCAGCACAGCAGGCAAUAGCUUCCCAAUAUUUCAUCCUCCUGAUCAUCACAGAUGGAGUAAUUACAGAUUUGGAUGACACAAGACAAGCCAUUGUUAAUGCUGCCAAGUUGCCAAUGUCCAUCAUCAUUGUCGGUGUUGGUGGAGCAGAUUUCAGUGCCAUGGAAUUUCUGGAUGGUGAUGAAUGUGUUCUUAAAUCACCCACUGGGGAAAUAGCUAUCCGAGAUAUAGUCCAGUUUGUGCCUUUUAGAAAGUUUCAUAACGCAACAAAAGAAGCUCUUGCACAAAGUGUCCUCGCUGAAUUGCCUCAACAAGUGGUGUGUUACUUCAACACACGCAAACUUCGUCCCCCAAAUGAACCUAAUCCUUAACUGCUUUAAAUUAACAGCUAUAUGUUUGUAAUACACUACAUCAAAUAAAUUGAUACUUUUUCUUCAAAAUAAAUUUAAAAAUGUAAGGAUAAACAAACACUGUAUAUGAAAUUUUUCAUAGUUUUAAAAUUAUUUAAAAUAGUUUCUUGGAUUAUAAAUAUUUUGUAUGUAAAUUUAAGGCAACUUUUUUGUUGCAUAUAGUUGAAACAAUCCACUAAAAUUCAGUGAGGUCAAGCCAUUGUAUCAUAAUCAUUUACCAGUUGCUAUCUUUGUAAAAAUGUUCAUUGUCUUUGAUAACCUUUUUAGUAAUGCUUGGCAGAUUUUUUUUUGUCAGCCUCCAAUAUCUUUUACAGUUUUGUACUGUUGUUUUGAAUGAUAAUUUAACUUUUGGAUUUUUGGAUUAUAUGCCUGUAUCUGGCACCAAAGCAAAUAGCAGUUUCAGUUGUUUAAUUCUAAAGUUGAGAUUUGUUUGCAUAUCAUCUUCAUAGUAUUGUGUACUUGUAUUUUAUGAGCUUUACAUUUUUUAGGUUUAGUAAUUGAAGAUAGAAUAGAAGUAAAGCUAAUCAUAAUGUAGACUUUGUAUCCAACCCAUGUUUAUUUUUCCUGAUUCUGUCAUAGGGUGUGGGUGUGUCCAUCCCUAAUUGCCCUUAAAAUAAGAUGCUUGUUGGUGUGUUUCAGACAGCAAUUCAGAGUCAACCACGUUACCAGGAGUCACUAAGGCUGGCAGGUAUCCUUCCCCAAUGGACAUUAGUGAGUUGGAUGGAUUUUUAAACCAUUGAUGAUUGUUUCAUAGUAUAUUUACAAUUUCAGGUUUGUUAAUUAAAUUUAAAUUCCAUUGGCUGCUUAGGUGGAAAUGGAAGUCAAUGGCCACUGAGUGUGGGAGCUCUGGAUUACUAGUAUAUCACACCACCACCUAGUCUUGUAUAAAUGAUGCAGUUUUUAACACCUAUGUUAUUAUGUGAUGCAAUUUGACUUAAAAUUGACUGUAUUAAUUGGCAAUUUUUAAACCAAUUCUUAACAUUUAAGUUCUGUGUUGUCUAUUAAAUAUGAAAACAUAUGCUAGAUAACUGACCAAAAUCAAGGCAAAAACCAAAAAGAUGGUUGAUAUGUGUAGGGCCAUUGACAAGGGCUAUUAUUAUAUAAGUGAGUUGGUUUUAGAACAGGAAAAGAGCCUUGUGUAAGGUCUUUGUCUUGAAUUUAACAAGGUAACAAGAUUUGUGUGUGCAAGCCUAGUAGUUGGGGUGUCAAACCUGGAGAGGUGGAUUACAUCAAGCUUCCUCAAAAGAUGUUGGACACCCAGUCAGAUUUAUUCCCUGAUUUGGCAGCAGAAGUGGAAAUUUAGUAAUAGAAAAAGACUGCUUCAAAGAUCUGCAGACAACCUUCUUAUUUCUUCUCCACAAAGCAAGGAGAGAGACAUUUUUUGAAAAGUACCCCACCCUCUCUUUGCCAUGGUUCUGGCAUAUAAGGCUUUGCUAGGUAUAAUGCCAAUGUCAUUAAGUGGUAACUCUUACAGUUUAAUUAAACCUCCAGUAAGCCUGAUUGACAGCUGAAUAAUAUCAAAGUUAAUAUUCCGGCAGCUGGAAACAUCAAGAUUGGUCGGUUUGCGGGGUUUAAGACUGUAAUACCUCCCCCAACAUCCUUGGUGUGUCUGAAGACUUUUGUUUCCAAUCAAGAUGUCAAAAAUGUACUGAACAGUUCAGGCAUUUUCAGUUUUAGUUUUAAGAUUAAUUGUAUUUCUCUUAAUUAUGCUGCUUUUACAUAAUUGAGUCAGAUUUCCCCAUUUGCCAGGCUCUAUUUGUACUCAGUGCUGGAUUUAUCCUAAUAAGCUCCUACUACUCCUUUCUUGAAAGGAUCUUGUAAUUUAGUCAUUUACACUGCUGUAAUGUAUGCAUUUCUAUUUGACCUCAAAAUUCAAACACAUGAAAAAAUAAUAGUAUUGUUCAACAAUUCAUCAACAUCUCUUCAAUAAACUCAUCC
Molecule: messenger RNA, 3865 nt
Organism: Hemiscyllium ocellatum (epaulette shark)
Lineage: Eukaryota; Metazoa; Chordata; Chondrichthyes; Orectolobiformes; Hemiscylliidae
Product: copine-3-like
Exons: 16
Coding region: 293-1888 (531 amino acids)
Biological process (GO): cellular response to calcium ion; ERBB2 signaling pathway
Cellular component (GO): plasma membrane
Molecular function (GO): calcium-dependent phospholipid binding; receptor tyrosine kinase binding
Source: RefSeq, a predicted model, not a curated record